AAACACAACUAUAAAAGGAAACAUCUCCACACUCUUUGCUCCACCCAUCAUCAAAGAGAAUUAAGAGCUUAAGUUAUCCAUUGCUCCACUCUUUGCUUAGACACACAUUCAUACAUGGCGUCGGUAAUCCCCCAAACAAAUCUCGAGGCGGCGGAAACCCUCCCCGACGCCUGGGACUACAAGGGCCGCCCCUCUCUCCGUUCUUCCUCCGGCGGCUGGACCAGCGCCGCCAUGAUUCUCGGUGUUGAGGCCUUCGAGAGGCUGACCACGCUAGGCAUCGCCGUGAACCUCGUCACUUACUUGACCGGCACCAUGCAUUUGGGCAAUGCCGCCGCCGCCAACAACGUCACCAACUUCCUCGGCACCUCCUUCAUGCUCUGCCUUCUUGGUGGCUUCGUCGCCGAUACUUUCCUCGGAAGGUACCUUACCAUCGGCAUCUUCGCCACGGUUCAAGCUACGGGAGUGACGCUUCUGACAAUCUCCACCACAAUCCCGAGCCUCCGGCCGCCGAAAUGCAACCCUAGCAGCGAGGCAUGCAUUCCGGCGACCGGAAAACAGUUCGCGGUGCUCUACCUAGCGCUAUACCUGACGGCCCUCGGCACGGGGGGCCUUAAAUCGAGCGUCUCGGGGUUCGGGUCCGACCAGUUCGACGAGUCGGACGGGAAGGAGAGGAAGCAGAUGAUCAAGUUCUUCAACUGGUUCUUCUUCUUCAUCAACACGGGAUCGCUCGGAGCGGUGACCGUGCUUGUGUAUAUCCAAGACAACGUGGGGAGAGAAUGGGGGUACGGGAUCUGCGCCUGCGCCAUUGUUUUGGGGCUGGUGGUGUUCCUGGCCGGGACCAGGCGCUACCGCUUCAAGAAGCUCGUCGGCAGCCCGCUCACGCAGAUCGCCACCGUCUUCGUGGCCGCAUGGAGAAAGAGACUCCUCGACCUUCCCUCCGACCCCUCGCUGCUCUUCAACGUCGACGACAUUCCUGCCACCACUGCCGCUCAAAUUCAGAGUAAGAAGAAGAGCAAGCAGAUGCUGCCGCACAGCAAGGAAUUCCGUUUCUUGGACAAGGCAGCAAUAAAGGAUACUGAGUCAACAGCCAAAGGCAAAUGGUAUAUUUCGACACUAACAGAUGUAGAAGAAGUGAAGAUGGUAAUAAGAAUGCUACCAACUUGGGCCACAACAAUAAUGUUUUGGACCGUGUAUGCCCAAAUGACAACAUUUUCAGUCUCCCAAGCGACAACCUUGGACCGCCACAUUGGCUCAUUCGAGAUCCCGGCCGCCUCCCUCACCGUGUUCUUCGUGGCCAGCAUCCUCAUCACCGUCCCAAUAUACGACCGCAUAAUCACCCCCAUCUGUCGAAAGCUGUUAAAAAACCCACACGGUCUCACGCCCCUCCAGCGUAUCGCGGUCGGUCUAGUCCUAUCCAUCAUUGCCAUGGUUGCGGCCGCGUUGACCGAAGUCAAGAGGCUUCAUGUAGCCCGGUCGCACGGCCUGACACAUGACAGUGAGGCCACUCUGCCGCUUACAGUCUUCAUCCUAGUCCCACAAUUCCUGCUGGUGGGGGCCGGGGAGGCAUUCACUUACAUCGGUCAACUCGAUUUCUUCCUGAGAGAGUGCCCUAAGGGCAUGAAAACGAUGAGCACGGGCUUGUUCCUAAGUACGUUGUCUCUAGGGUUUUUCUUGAGCUCAACAUUGGUCACCAUUAUCCACAAGGUCACUCUCAACAAGCCAUGGUUAGCUGAUAACCUAAACGAAGGCCGGCUUUACGACUUCUAUUGGCUGUUGACGAUUCUCAGCGUUUUCAAUUUGGCAAUAUUUUUGUUUUGUGCCAAAAGGUACGUGUACAAGGAGAAGAGGAUGGCUGAGCUAGGUAUUGAGUUGGAAGAAGAUGAUGACCUAGUUUGCCAUUGAUAGUUCUUUUUUUUUUUUUUUUGUGAUAAUCAGUUGCAUUUCUACAUGCCAAAAGGGUAGGUUUCCUUUCUUGAAUGCUUUUGUAUAAAAUGGUUUGUGGAAAAGAGUCACAAAGGAAGUGACCUUUUCUUUUUCUUCUUUUUGGGUUGUGAGAGUAGUUAGGUAAUAAGCAUGCAGAAAAGUCAAAUACUAUUUGAUUGCUUUGAAGCCAAUAUAUAUGUAUUUGCAUUCAACUUUUGUA
This is a messenger RNA of Salvia hispanica, 2143 nucleotides long. Its product is annotated as protein NRT1/ PTR FAMILY 6.3-like. The record is from RefSeq and is a predicted model, not a curated record. Gene Ontology annotation, cellular component: membrane. Gene Ontology annotation, molecular function: transmembrane transporter activity. NCBI's taxonomy places the organism in Eukaryota, Viridiplantae, Streptophyta, Magnoliopsida, Lamiales, Lamiaceae. Gene Ontology annotation, biological process: transmembrane transport; oligopeptide transport.